AUGCUACUUCUACUCGCUGCUCUAUCCUGCAUUAUUCAACAUUCCUUUGGCUAUAACCUAGAGACUGAAUUACCAGUAAUUAGACGAGGUGAUACGGGGAGCUAUUUUGGAUUUUCUGUUGCCAGCCACUCGUAUGAGGAUCUUUUCACGACGAAGAGGAAUCAUUCUUGGUAGGAGUAUGGCUUUAUUUGGCCACCUUUCACGAGACGAACUUGUGAAUAAUUUUGAAAUAUUUGUCUGUUCUGCAGGAUUCUGGUCGGUGCCCCUAAAGGCAACAGUUCGGUUUUGCCGCAAAUUGAAAGUCCCGGAGUUGUAUACAAAUGCGAUUUUGCUACAUAUCCGCAGUGCUCAGAGCUGGAACUUGUCAAUAGAGGUAAGCUUCAUUCUCAGCUGACUUUGAAGUCCUCAAUAGCGUUUUGAAAUUAUAAUAGCUUCGUGUUAGCCCUUGCAGCGUUCCGAUGAAUUCCUUUUUGCGGUAGUCGUGGAAGUCACGGACAGACAAUUUUAGCUACGUGAUGUGUUAUGCACGCUUGCUAUGUCCUAAAUUCCAUCGGAAUUACCGUUGUCUUUUUUUUUCUAAGCCGGUGUCACUAAAUUUUAAACAAAAGGCAGUUUAGAGAGUAGAGUUUAUUGUAAUAUUUGAGCAAAUUCAUUCAAGCAUUCUUGUCUAAAUUGAUCAACAGUCUACUUUGAUCAGCUAUGGGAGAACCUGCUAAAGUAAUUCACUAUUGGGCUUGUACUUUAGAAAUGUCAAAGUUUGAAUCUGUCCUGUGAAACCUGCGUGGAAAGGGAAAUCUAGCAGGAUGAAGCUAUAAAACAGAUCUUUCGCUUUCCUUUAAUUCGAACCACUUUGAAUAUGUGGUCCGCGGUUUAUGUAAUGUGUACGAUGUUUUGAAAAUCGUGAUCCCCUAUGUCAAUAACGCUAACUAAAGAAGGUAAAAACAACUUAUGUCAAACAAAAGUGCCUUUCUCUCUUUAAAGUACCGUCAAUUUGACACUGUCAGUUAGUUUUUGACAUACAUGCGUCAACUGUUAGGCGUUUUAGCAGUUCUUUCUGUGCACAGAUGGAGAGAGCUUCCCAUUACUGUCGAUGACAAAAAAUUUUCCAAUCCCGUGAAUGAGGACUGCCUUUGUUUUCACGUGAGCUCACUAGGGAGCAGAUUAAUGACUUUUCUUCUAUUGUGCCAGCUGCGAAGAGCCGAUCGCUUGGAUGGAAAAUUGUAUGAGUAUUUACCGAAUGACUUUUGUGUUGCCUUUUCUUUUAGUAAACAAAGGAAAACACAGCUGACAUCUUAUCGUCAUUUCUGCCACUGUUAGAACAAUAUCGAUUAUACUGAUAUUGUUAAAUAAAUUUAUUUUUGCGGCUUCAUGCGAGGCAGCUGCUUGCGGUGGUGAAGCAAAGUUUGCAUUUUUAAGCGAAUUUAUGCAUGGCUCGCAGCCCAUCUUUAAUUUUUAUGCUAAAGACUUCUUAGAGUCAUCGUCUCGUAUUGAUGUUUUUCCUUUCGUAGGUUGAAUAAUAUUAGUCUAGGUCGAUUGCCAAGAAUUUUCUAGUAUCAUUUUAGCCUCACACCAUCAAUAAAACAAACUAAUAACGUAAUGACUCAUUCGUAAGGUUGGAACAUUAUUUUUAGAAAGUUCAAAAAAUCAUAUUUCCCUAAUGGACUUUUUAAUCAAAAUAGAUCGCGAAUUUCCUACAUUUGCAAUGGUAGACAGCCAGAAAUUAGGCUUUUAUGGCCCAUUAUCGUUUCUGCUAAUGGAAAAAUCGUUUUAUCUCUUUGUGAGAGAGUAUUUUUUGUUUGGAUGGUUUGCUUUCACGCUUACUUCAUUAACUUCUGCCCCCCUUAAACGCUUUUUCGCCAUCGUGAAUUUAUUUUGAAUGUUCGUGAGAUAAGUAUCACUGCCUUAAUAGGGGAGCUUAUAUUUCUGACCAAUCAUAGAUUCACGUUUUCGUUGCUGAUGUAAAUACAUUUACCUGUACUGCAAAAAUAUUAUCCACUGUCAACGGGGAAUGUAUAAAGUGGAAAAAAAAAUUAUCCUGUCUAGAUAUUGCAUUUAAAUGAUCUCAGCUGGUUACGUGAGUGCCUCAAUUUCAUCAGACUCAUCAUUUUUAAGGCAAAUAUUUAUUUUGUAAGAAGGGAACAAACGAAAUGAAAGAACAAAAAAAAAGCUUUGGAUAUAAGUUUGAUUUGUCUGUUUGGAGUAUUUUAUCUGUUUUGUGGCUAUUUCUGCUGAUUUCUUUUCAUCCCAAGUUUCAUUUGCUUUCAUUCAUUAUUAAUCUCAUCAUCUCUUUCUUUUUAUCAUCUUUAAUACCAAUGUACACAGUUUUUUUAUCACAAAGAGUAUAUCACUUGAGUUUGAUUAAGUUUGACUUUCUUAAUUAUGCCAGUCAGAUAUGAUGUGGAUAUCAAGUCUAUAAUGCCUGAAGGGGAAUAUUUAUUGUUGUUCGUGAUGACCUCUGUUUUUUUUUUUUCUCACUUAUCACUUUGAUUUGGUAUCCCAGCAUGGGUCAAUCACCCUACUGGGAUUUGAUAGGGGAAUCACCUGGAUUACCCUUAUUAACAAUAUAAUUACCAUUAUUUUCCCACUGGGUGGUAUGUAAGGAAGGGACUUUCUGAAAGUGAAUAUUUGACUUUGUUGGGGGUAAUCUCUGAGUUAAGUUUCUCAAUUACAGUACAGGAUAUUAAAAAUUUCAGUGUAUUUCAAGUGAAGAAUGUAUGAUGGAUUCAUUUGGAUAGUUUUAGAAAUUGGUCAGUUUUAAAUGUAGAAUUGUGUGGAAAUUUUUUUCAUCCUCUUGAUGGCUUGGCUUUUUAAUUUUUUAUUAAAACUUGCUUGGGAUAUUUUGAAUUUUCAGUCAGAAAAAAUGUUACUGCAGUUUCCAUCCAGCUUUAUUAGGGUUUCAAGCUCCAAUUACUUUUGAGUCAGGAUUUUUACCUAAAUGAAAUAUAAGUCACUAAGAAUAAAUAACAAUAUUUGGGACACUUGUGCAAUGUGUCAUAACAUAGAUACUGUGGCCUUCACCACUUAGCUCAAUAGAACAUAGCUAAUUACAUUUCUAUAAAUAGAAGUGGCAAAAAUUUGCAAAAUUCAUAACAGAGUAAGAAGCCAUAUUGUUUUUUCACUUGCCAUGGCAACCAAAAGGGGACCCCUUGGAAUUCUUUGUAUAUAUUGUGAUUCUGAUUUGCAUCUUGUAGAGUUCAAUGUUUUUUGCUUUGUAGACAUACAUUUAUUCCUUUCACAUGGGUAGCAAAAUGGAAAUGGGGGAGGCUCGGUUCUGGUUGAGAAAAGGAGAGCUUUGGUUUGGGUUGUGUAAUGUCCCCUCAACCCAAAUCUUCCUUUCUUUCUGGACCUGAUAUUAGUCUCUAGCUCCAUUGCUGCUAUCAUGCUUUUAAUUUUGCUAUUGCACUCUAUUUUGCUAGCUGUACUCCUGAGAUAGGCUAGGUGACUGACUGGUUGACUGGUUGACUUAAUACCUGACUGUUUGACUGAUAGUCUAGUUUAUGGUAAUGAAAAACUAACCAAAUGAGUCAUUUAUUGUCUCAAAUUAAUAUGACUCAUUUUUGAUUAACUGAACAAUGAUCUGAAUGAGUUACUGGCAUUCCAAUGUACUGACUGACUGUCUGACAAUCUGACAGACUCACUGCUUAACUGACUGAUCAAUAAUCUGAUUAGCAGAUUUACUGACCAUUGGUUGACUGACUUACUGAUUAGCUGACUGAAUGAUGAUGUAGCUAGCUGACUGACUGACUGAAUGACCGACUAAGUUGAUAAUGUAAAUUGGCUGCAGUAAAAAGUUUCAAAGCUGACGUUUCGAGUGUUAGCCCUUGGUCAGAUAGAAUAGAGGAACACACAACCCACAAUUCCUAUAUUUGCUCUGUCAAAGGGCUAAUGCUUGAAACAUCAGCUUUGAAACGCUUAACAGUGGCCAAUUUACAGUUGAUAAUGCUAAAUUACCCAGUUAUAAUCUCCCACUGAUGCAGCACCACACUUUCUUUAGAAACUUACCCCCUCUAUUCAUUUGAAUGAUUGACGGAAUGAGUAAGGGGGUAAGUUCCCAAAGAAACUGUGGUGCUGCGUCCCCCACUGGGAGAAUAUAACAGGGUAAUUUAGUAGUAUCAACUGAGUUAUUAACAUAAAUUGGCUACCAUAAAGAGUUUCAAAGCUUUGAAUCUUUCAAAGAAAUCAAACAUACACUUUUUUGGAUUGUUAGGGUAUUUUUUUAAACCCAUUUUUUUAAUUGAUAUUUUAAUAUACAGAAUAAAGAUAUAUAUAUUUUUCAAAGGAUGCCAGCUUUCCUUGGGAAGAUAAAUUUGUUCCUUAUUUCAUGUUUUGCAGGAAAUCAAAAUGGAGAUAGGAAAGAAAAUGGUUGGUUUGGAGUUUCUGUCAUGAGUGAAGGACAUGAUGCUGAUGUUGUGGUAAGCAAGAUAAAUCUGCUAAAUGGCAAUUUGGUAUUUCUUGGCUGAAAUUCUCAUUUUACAUCCAUACAAAGGGACUUACCCCUAGCAGUAGGUACUUUUGAGGUAAAAAAUUGCCUGAAUGUUAAAAAAGAGGUCCAUGCAUGUGGGAUUGGAGGAAGAUGAUGUCACAACCAAGAAUACCAAUCUUUUGUGCUGAUUGGUUACAUGAGUGGGUUAUCUUCUUUGCUUGAGAUUGCUCACUUUGUGAUUGUUUAAAAAAAAAUACUCACUAAAAUUUGGCUUUUUGGCUGUGAAGUAAAUCCUACAGAUACUCUAGCUAUACUGGAAGAGACAGAAUUUAGGAGAAAUUGAAAAACCUUUUUAAUGAUAUCCUCAAAGGUAGUUGAAGUUUUGCUCAAAAAUUUGUCACUUACCAAGAAACCACUCCUCCAAGCCUUGAAUGAUUACUUCUCUGAACCUUAAAAAGGUUUGAAAAGGUUGUUGUUGCUCUUUCAAAAAAGGUCUCUAGUCAAGAGCAUUUUACAUACAUAUUUUAUAAAUAACUUCUAGGCAUGCUCUCAUCGACUACUUCAUAUAGAAGGCUCCUUCUAUACCUACCCUGGUCGUUGCAUAAGGGCACCAAUUGAUGAUGGAGAUGUGGGAAGGAGGAAAACAUUAGACUAUUGUGAAUCAAGGAAUCAAAGUAGGUUCAUUUGUUUUAAACCUUUAACUCCUAAGAUCUGAUUGUUAAUUCUCCCCUCUAACUGCUAAAGAUUUCCAUGUAAAUAAGUUAUGAGAAUUUGGUGUCAGACCAAGACUUAUCGACCCAAUAAGUUUGAAUAUUCUUAUGACCUGUUUGCUGGAUAAUGUUUAGAUAUUAUAGGGAGAAGUUACUUGUUAAUCACUUCAUGAAGUUAAAGGGUGAAGGUUAAACUCCCCCCUACAGAACUAAUACAUAAUUUAAAUGUUAUGUUCAUACCAUCAUUUGUUUCCAGUUAAUGAAUGAAACAAUGUAACAUAGUUUCUUCCUAUGGUGUCAGAGCAGUUUCCAAGUUGAUGAGAAUGGCAAACUUAUUAUUGAGAUGGAAUUUUCAUGAUUCAGCAAUAAAUUCUCAUCAACUACUCUACAAGGAAAUUAUGUUUCUUUGAAAGGUGAAUCAGGAGAGAGCUUAGUAAUUUAAAUGUCUUCAACAAGUCACAUACGUUGUUCAACUGCAGCUAAUAAGGAUAUUGUUCAGUUGCUUUGCAAUUAUAGUUGGUGAGAUUUGUCACUUUUUAAUGGGCACCCUUGAUUCUUGAAUUGGUUUGAACUCCUGUUGGGUCAUAAUGUUGUGUUCUGGAGCAGAGCAGGUAACACUCACAAUGCCUCUCUCUGCUCAGAGGUGUAAUGUCUAUGAGUUGCAGCAAACUGCUACUGUGAGUAAUUGUCUUGGAAAUUCAACCAUCCCCCAUUGUGCAUUGGUGAAUUAUUAUUGAAAAUUUUUUUUGCAUUCAUCUCUGUACAGAUCAGGCAAAUCAAGGAGGUUCAACCACAAUAAAUUUCAAAGAUCACAAAUAUUGUCAAAUGGGAGUUUCCCUUGCCCACUUAAAGGUGAGAUUUUAUUGCAAACCAUAAACAGCCACAAGAAGUUGAAAUGUUAUCUCACAUGGCUUUUGAUCUUUUUUUCUUUUUUUUUUUUUUGGGACCACAUACCUCCAUACUUACCCCAUACCUUCCCCUCUCCUAUACAUUUGCUUAUUCUAUAAUAAUUGUUUCUGUUUCCUUCCUCUUUACUUUCAUUUCUUUAAUCCACAAAUCCCUUCUUUCCUCUUUGUUCAUUUUCUGCCCUCCUCUUCUUCCAUGAUUUGCAUCCUUUGAUUUACUCAGCAUUUUUUCUUCCUCCCUUCCAACCUCGCUUUUUUCCUUCCUCUCUCCUACAACAUCUUCCUUAUAUUCACAUAAGUUCAGUAUUAAGCAAUUUUUGGAUGAAGUUGAGCAUGAUAUCAUGACUUAUCAAAAUCAAGGUCUGAGUCAUUUGCCAAAGCAUCAGGCUGAAAACUGAAUUCAAUAAUUGUUUUAUUAUACACUUUUUGACAAUCUGCGAAAGAAGACACUUUUUUCUGAGUUUGAAAGAGUUUGAGAACACAGGCAAGAGACUUGGAAACUAGGCAGAUUUUGAACUUGUUAAAUGCAAUAUUUGCUGUAGAUAAUGAAUUUAUCGUGUCAACUUUUCAAGCUAUUUUAUAUUGAUUGAAUGUUCUUGACCAAUCAGAUUUUUCUUUGUAAGUCUAAUGUAUAACAACUUUUGUUACUCUCAAUGCAGUUCAUUUCUGUCAGAGCUGUUAAUGUUGUAGAAGUUUUAGAAUAUUGCCUUUAAAAAAAAAACAACAACAUCAUUAACUACUACAUAUUUAUUUAGUUAUUCCUCAUGUUUUCUUUUGUUGCCACAGGCUGAUAAUGUGCAGCUGAGUGAAAAUGUGCCGCUGGUAGGGGCUCCUGGAGUGUAUAACUAUCAAGGUUUGGCACUUUGUUGUAAAUUACAUUCUUUGCCUGAGAAAUAAUCAUGUGACCAAUAUUCAAGCACAAGGAACUUUGUGCUUGGGUCAUACUAUUUUGCACUUCUUAUUUGCACAGUUUCAUGUUAAAACUGACAACCUUUAUUCAUUACAAAAUCAUUAUAAUUUAUACAAAGUAGGAUGCUCGCACUCAUGCUAAUUGCAUAGUUGUGCAUGCUAUGCGAGUGUGAAGGUGACAGUAACAUUGUGCAACACACUCAAGCUUUUCGUCAAUGCUAGCCUGCUCCAAACCAAUUUAUUUAAAAAAAAAGAACGAAAAAAAGAAAGAAAAUGAUGACAGUGAGAGAAAGUCCGUAUUUCUUUUUUGUUUGUCUCUUGUUUCAGGGGAAUUUAUUUAUCACAGUAGAGAACAGAAGGAAGUCUACAAAGAUAACAGUCCAUAUGGAUAUCAAGGUAUAUUUAUUUCUGGAUUAAUUUCUUCAAGUUAACAAUUUAGGUGGGAAAGCCAUAUAAUAAACUACUUACUAGCCUUGCUUGUUCAAGCCGUACAGAGAAAAAUUGGCCCUCUGUUGUUGUUUUUUUUUUUACAGACCUCAUUACACUUAGUCCAGAGUGUUAUGACCUUAGGCCAAUAAUUCUCAGUAUGACCCUUAUGGGCUUGGUUAGUAAGAAGUUAACCCUUUAAUUCCUGUCUCAAAUUUGUAAUUCUCCUUACUGUCAACCAUACAAUGCUUAUAAUGUUAGUUCAGAGGAUUUAGUAUUGGAUCAACUAAUUAUCCCCAAAUUGAUAUUUUUCUUUAUUGAUACUGUAAGGAGAAAUUCUGUCUUGGUCACUCAUGGGAGUUAAAGGGUUAAUAUUUAUCUUAAUUAAGCAGGGACAAUUUUCUCCUGGUCCAUGGUUAGCCAAUGCUAGUCUAGACAGACAAGUUUAAAGAAUCUUACUUCAAAGAAUUAUUUCAACAAUUCCUUUCAAUUGUAAAAAAUGAUAAACCAAAGCUGAUAUCUUAUCUUUGUUGUUACUUCAUGAUCUUAUUAUUCACCAAGCUCAAGAAGAAGCAAAAUUUAAAAAAAAAAUUGUUAUCCAAGACACCACAAUAAUUAUAUCUUUGCAGGUUAUGCACUUGCUCAGGGAAGCUUUUUUAAAAAAGGUGCAAAUGGUAAGUCCAUCUCACUCCUUCAUCUAAGCACAAUGUACAUUUUGCAUUCAUCUUUUAUGAUAUAAUAAUAAUAAUUUACAUUUCUAAAGCGCCAAAAUUUAAAAAAUAUUCUAAAGUGCUUUACAAAAUAUUCUAUAAAAAUAUUGACAUUAACUAUCUCUCCUGUCAAUAAGUGGGACAUUAGAGUUAAUUAUUUGAGCUGAUUUAUUGACACACUGAGUUAAAGUCAACAAAUGAAGUGUCAUUAAUCUAUCUUCCUCUACAAUACAAUGAUGCUCCAAGCACGUGGUUGCCAUGGCAAGUGAAAAAAUGUAUUUGUUGUUGUUGUUGUUUUUCUUCAUGGUGACUAACCUGUUAAUUUUGCAGAACAUUUUGUGAUUUAAUGUUGCCAAUGGCUGAGUUCGUUAAAUAAAUCAAAACAUAUGGUAACCACUGAAAAGCUGAAUUUUCCAAUUUUUCAUCUAAGUGAUCCAAUUAUAGUGAUCAUCUACUCUUGAGUUAUGAAUUUCUCAAAAUUAGCCAUACCACUUAUCUUUAACUUCAUAGUUUGUUUUAUUUUUUUCAGAUGUUGCCUCUGGUGCACCUAGAUUUGACCACCAUGGCAUGGUAAGAUAACUUCUUUUAUAAAGAAAUCAAUAAAGUUAUUGUUAAUUUCAUUCUUAAGGGAAUUUAUAAAAAUAUGUGGAGUAUUUCUGGGUGAUGAGUCCACUGCUUAAUGUGUACUAGUAUUGUUAAUAAGGAUUCAGCAAUCAAACUGUGUCAUGAUUUGUAUUUGUAUUUGGUGAACACAUUGUUUGCAUUUUGUCUUAAAAAUAGUUUGGUUGAAGUAAGAUUUUAUAAGUCAGGAGAUUAGGAGGUACUAUGUCCAGAAUGUCGUUGCAAUUUAAUGCUUGGGAUUCAAUCUACCCUGAGCUUUGAAAUGACUGGAAUUUUGAGAAAACCAGGGUUUUAGUCAAUGUUCUUGUUGGCCAUUUUAUUUGCUAAAUCUUCCUGCAACAACCCAUUGAUUAAAUUUCAUCACUCAAUAUAUUACCAGUCAAUUGAUGUCAUUAUGAAUUUGUCAGUUGAUUUAAUUGUUAAUUCAUUUUUGAUUGUAAGGUGGCAGUGUUCAGAAACUUAGGAUCAGGAAAUUUCCAAAAAGAUCCCACUCUUCUCUUGCCUCCAGUUGAAGAUGGUGCAAAGGGCAGUAGGCAACCUGGAACUGGAUUUGGGAUUGCUCUGUGUGCUGAGGACCUCGACAACGAUGGGUGAGAGAUUUGUUUCAUGAUUUUGCCAUAACAGGCGAAAGCUAAUAUCUCUUUGCACCCUAACAUCAUUUUACAUAUUCUCCAUUCUGUUCUCUAUACAUUUCCUGAGGUGCUGACAAGGAGAAUUUGUUCUCAAUCAAGAGCUUCUUUAGUUGUUUAUCAUUUCCUUUAUUCUCCUGACCUUAUUGUAUGAUUUAGAGGUGAUAUUGUAAGGAGAAAUUAGAUGCUAAUCACUCUUAGGGGUCAGAGGGUUGAAAGUUACUAGUUCCCUGUAAAAGAACAUGUAAAUUUAACCCUCCAUUCAAAGCAUAUCCUUUACAGCUCUUUGGUUUUGCCUGCCCUUCAAAAACUGUCACUUGAAUUUUAGUAAAAUAAUUCAAAAUAGAAAAUUUAUCUUGUUACCACAAUGUCACUUAUUACUUUGAAUUACUCUGCAUUCUUUUUCAGACUUUCAGAACUUUUAGUUGGUGCACCUUUCUAUUCUGAUGAUUUAUACCCUGAGCAAGGAAGGGUGUAUGUGUAUGAAAAUAAAGGAAAUGGAAAUUUGGUUCUUUCUCACAAACUGCCCACAGGUGGAAGGAAGGAUCGCUGGAGAGCAAAUUUUGGACGUGCACUUGCUUCUGUUGGUGAUAUUGAUCUUGAUGGAUAUCAAGGUAUGGGUAACCUUCUAACAUCUGAUAAGAAAUUCUCCCUUCUUGCUAUUAUACUAUUUCUUGUAAAUUAGUUCAGAGAAUUAAACUCACUAUUACUCGUCAGAUUGUGUGUUCUUAUCACUUAGUUGCACAAAUAAUAAUUCUUUGAUAUAAAUUAUUGUAAGGAGAAGUACCAUAUACAUGAUUUAUUUCUUGUGGAAGGCAUGUUACAAUGGAAGUUCAUUUGACUGUUAACUCACAACAUAAUCUUUAAAUGAUUUUUCUACAAGAUGUUGCUGUUGGGGCUCCAUAUGAGGAUAGUGGCGAGGGCAUAGUUUACAUCUACAGAGGCUCAGAAAAAGGCCUUGUUGAAACACCAAUGCAGGUGUGUGUGGUGGUCAUUACAAGUCAUUGAAAGUUCAUAUUUAAGUUAAGCAGCAAAAUGGUCUUAAUAGUAAAAUUAUAACUGAAUGGGGGGCCUGAAAUUGGCAAAAAGCUGAUUAUUUUUAACUUCAAAUAAAUAAAGGGGGUAAGUUUCUAGUCAGAGCAACUGUGGUGCUGUGUUAGUGGGAGAGUAUAACAAAGUAGUUUGGUAGUAUCAACUGUGUUGAUAACAUCAAUUGGCCACUGUAAAGAUUUUCAGCUUUUAAACUCUUAACAGUCAGUGGCCAAUUUACAUUAUCAACUCAGUUGAUAGUACCAAAAAAUACCAUUUCAAACUUCAACAGGAUUUUCCCAUACUGUCGCAAUGCUCAACCAACAUAAAUUCAAAACAAACAAAACAAACCCUUGGAACCAGUUCAAAAUAGUUGUUACAGUCACUGUGGUCUUAGGCUUUUUAGGGAUAAUUUUUUCCCCUAUUUUAGCAUCCAUGCACUGUUUGAAGAAGACAUUAAUGGCACUCUAAAGAGAGGGUAUUCAAGGGUGUAAAAGUAACAGCAUUGAUUACCAACCAAAUUAUUGCCUACAUCACAAUGUUACUUUCUUUUUUUCUUGGUUACAUGUAGGUUAUCAAAGGUUCUUCUGUGUCAGCAGGUAUUCAGUCAUUCGGAUAUUCUGUUUCUGGAAUACUUGACUUGGAUACCAAUGGCUACCCAGGUGAGGCUCUGGACUUUUGUUACAAUUGAUUGAUUGUGUCGGCUUUGCAUUUUACUUUAUCCUGAAUACCAGUUUUAGUUGGAAAUAAAUUUCCAGUCAAAAUAAUUUCAAACUAGUUUGUAAUUUUUUUUUAGUUGCCUCUUUUCUCUGUAUGUCACCAUGAUCAUGGUUGUUUGUGAAAAGAGAAAGAAUGAAAACACAAAUUUAAUAAGUUUUAAAUUUUUUUAUGUAUAUGCACAUGUUUAUGCAAUUAUGAAAGUUGGUUCUUUCAGUGAGGAGAAUGGCAAAAAAAGAUGACGUGGACCUGCUAAGAUUACAAUUAUAAAAAACACUUAGUACUAAGUAAAGAAAAUUAAAUUUUUAAAAAGAUAGGAACUGAAUUGAAUUAUCAUCAUUUAGAAAAUACAAUCAAUGGUGUCAGGAUAAUAAAAAUAUGGUUGUAUGAAAUCCUGUGAUUUUAAUGCCAUUUUAUUUUCUCUAUGAAAAGAAAAGGUAGUUUAGGUCAGUGUAGUUUCUUGAUGAUGGUCUUAAAACCAGUGAGAGGUUUCAGGGCAUCAAAACAAUUCACUAAAAUUGAAUUUUGUGUAUUCGUGUUCCAGAUGUUGUCAUCGGAGCUUAUCAAUCAGAUACUGCAGUUCUUCUCAGGUAUGUCAAUAAAGGGUGUGAUCCCAGAUAUUUUUAUUAAUGUUGGUUAUCUUAGACAUUUGGUGAUCUCAAAUUCAGUUCCCCAGCACCUAUUGAAGUUGUUCCAAAAAAGAUAUUCACUGAUAUUUUUUUUUUUGCUACAGGGCAAAACCUGUCAUUUCGAUGUCGUCAACAAUCACAAUAAGCCCAGACACAUUUGACAUCAAGGGCCGUAAGACCUGCAACGAAACUGAACGGGAAGGAAAUAAACAAUUUGCUACAUCAUGGUAAGACUACACUUUGAGAUAAACUCUUCUUAUAAAUGAGCCCUAGCUCUGAACAUUGUGAAAUGGUUAACAGUCACGCCAGGAAAAGCUUGUAUACACACUAUUAAUAUUAACCUGAUAGAUUAAUAAAGUUAGUCAUUGCUACAGUUCAUUUUGUAUGUGUUGAACAGUUACUUUCAAUAUUCCUUAACCCUUUAACUCUCAGAAGUGAUUAACAUAAAACUUCUCUCUAUAAUAUCUAUACAAUAUUCAGCAAACAGGUAAUGAGAAUAUUCAAACUUAUCAGGUAGAAGCUGCAGCUAUCUUGAUCUGGCACCAAGUUCUCAUAACUAAUUUACAAGGAAAUGUGUAGCAGCUAGAAGGGAGAAUUAACAAUCAGAUCUUGGGAGUUAAAGGGUUAAAGAGUCUUCUAUUUCUUUUCUCUUUUUAUAAUCAGCUUUGACAUUAAAGUUUGUACAAAAUAUACUGAGAGAUCAGGAAAAGUGAAAGAAAAAAUAGGUGAGUUAGUUAGGCUGAAUAUUGUGAAAAAUUAAAGUUAUAGUUUGAGUUUGAGUUAUGAGCCUUUGUGUUGGAACCUUCCUCAGAAGGGGUAUUGUGCCUUGUAAUUGGGCAAAAUAAUUUGAUCUCACCAUGCUACUCUCAUGUUAGGGUAUAUUAAAUCAAUACCAGUGGUUGGUCAUAAAUCCCUAGAAAUGCAGGUGUAGGAAGGGGGAUAACCUUUCAUUGGUUAUAACAAGUAUUCUAUCCAGGAAAAGUGUCACUGCAUUUUCUUUUUUUUUUUUUUCCUUUGUUUUAUCAUGAACUUCAACAUCUCCAGGAUUUUUAACAAGGAGAAACAUUAAAUUGAAAGUGUUCACACAAACCAGCAUAUAACCAUGAUUGAGUAUUUACAUUUCCCAACUGUUUGGAAUACACAAGAGUAGGAAUGUUUUGCAUUACUGUUUUAAGUCAUUUUAACCGGAGAUUUAGCCCUUUUCCUGAAAAGUAAGUUGUUCCCAACAUCAGCUAUUCUGUGCAGUGUCAGGGAAGGCAAGUAUGAACUACUUGUUAUGAUGUAUUUAAGGUAAGCAUGAAAACUUUUGUUUCUUCAGGUGUACUUCUAACUAUGAAGUCUGACACAGAUCCUGAGUGGGAAGCAGACUCAAGAGUUUUGUUCCAAAAGAAUCAGAAAAACGAAAUUAAUCGAACGGAGCUAAUAGGUGGCAAUGAUACUUGCUUUUUCUGGUUUGCUUAUAUAAGGGUGAGUAACUUUUUUUUUUAAUAUCUUUUUUUUCAGAUGUUUUUGAGAACUGUAUUGUGGUGCGACCUUGAAAAGGGCCACAAAGACCAGAUAUUUGCUUGUGUCAACAGUGGACUUAUCUUGCUUGAUAUUAAAAGCUUAUGUUAGAUCUCACUUUGGUUUUCAGGAAGGGGUGACAGAUGCAGAUGUUUAUCCUGACAUCCAGUUUACACUGACUUAUCAGAUUGUGAAGGAACCAACACCAAAUGUCAGUGACCCUACAGAUGUACCCUCACUUGUCCCAUUUGCAGUUUUUGAUCCUUUGAAGCCACAGCAAGUCACCGCAGUUGUAAGGAAUCUUUUGCUCUUUGGGUCAUGAACAACUUCUUUGGAUGAAGGGAGGAGUUAUUGAGUGUUUUGGGGGCAGGAAAAAUUACAGGAUUGAAGGAAAUAUUAAUCUCUGGCUGUGUGGGUCAAUUAUGGCCUGUCUUUUGAGGUUACUUUUACACUUUGUGUCGCUAGGUUAGGUCUGUAUGCAGUGAAAGUUUGUUUCAGGUCUGUAUUAUUAGUGACAGAGAGAUUGAAUUGUUUCAUUUGAAACUUGAUGACAAAAUGGAGUUUUCUAUGUUCUUGAAGUCUUAAAAUUGGAAGAUAUUGGUGAAAAAAAGAAAGAGAGCUUUAGGUCUAGGUUCAGGUUGUCUCUUGAGUUAUUAUCAGAAGAGGCUUGUGUAAGUUCCCUUGUAUUCAGCUAUUCUAUGCAACCUUGGUUUUAUAUGCAUUUUUAUUGAUUAAGUUCCAUACAAGAAAAAUGCAAAAAAGAUGGAGACCAUUAUUCACGGUUUACGGACAACUCGCCGACGGACCAACUCGCCGACACCAACUCGCCGACGUAUAAAAUCGAGUAGAGACGUCGAUUUGAAAACUUAUUAGAAGCUGAAAAUUAAACAAUUUAGUAAAAAAAACAUUGACAGAAAAUUUAGAACAAUGCGCUUCGUAAGCACGAAAAACUGAAUAAUCUCCUCCCACAAUUUUUUAGGGAGCUGAGAUUUUUUCGCAUCGUUUUGUCCUGCUUGUUUUUUUUUUUUUUUUUGCUCAACAGGUUACGUGUAUAUUCGUCAUUGACGCUGUCAGAUUCAUCUUCCAAAUUACUGGGCAAUCAAAUUUCGGAAGAAAUUGGUUUUUUUCUCCGAAAGAAAAAAAAAAAAAAAAAUUCGUAACUUCUCCAUUGUGAGACUUGUAUCACACCCUCGUCUUGCCGCGCGUUUGAUUGAAAACUAGAAAACAGCUGUGCGCCAGCGCCUGCUCUCUCCGAAAAUUUGGAGAAGCUGUUGAUAGCUCCUUACUUUUAACAAAGAUUGUUAGAAUCUGCUGUAAAACUCUGAUAGUUUUAAUGGGAGAGACUUGCUUUUAAGCAAGACCUGCUUUUUUUUUUUUUUCAAAAGUAAAUAAAAACCUUGCACCUUCUUCGUUGAAGACUUGUGAGUGAAAAAAUAUCACACCCUCAUCUUGCCACGCAUUUGAUUGAAAACGAAAAUAACUCAAAUACAUGCUCUUGCAAAAACUAGAAAUCAUUGCUUUGAUCAGUGUAUCUUGUAUUAUCAACAUAGUUACUAUUUGCAACCUUGGUUUUAUAUGCAUUUUUGAAAACAGCUGUAUUAUUCAGGCUCUCCAGACAUUUUGACUAAAUAAAAAAGACCGAUUGAAAUGAGUCUUUACGGUGUUGUUGUCAGACAAUAUUACCUUUUAAAUCCCAUGAGUGACCAAGACAGAAUUUCUCCUAACAAUAUCAAGACAAUAUAAGGCAGACAAGUGCUGAGAAAAACUUAAGGAAAAUAUUAAUUAGGGGAUUAUUAGUUGAUUCAAUAACAAAUUCUCCACACUUACAUCGCAAGAAGUGUAUGAUAGACAGUAAGGAGACCUGGGAUUUCAUGGGUCAAAAAAUUGCCAAAUACAUUCACCAAUUAAAAGUUUUCCUUUGUUUUGAGGUAGAGAUGCACUUGUGACUUAGUUGUUGCCAGAAAAGCAUUUUUUUUGGAGGAAAUAAAAAUAAAUGUUCCUAGAAGCUAGUCACUGUAAACUUGCACCAGGCAAUUUUUUUCUUUUUGCAUAAUUAAAGCUUUUCUUGUUGAAUAGGCCCAUCAUGCCUGCUUGUACACCCAAUGAGAACACUGCCGUUGUUUUGUCUUUCUGGCUUGCAAAGCCAGCCAUUCAUAAUUUCAAAAUUUAAGUUCCUACAUGUAUAUAAUCAGUGUUGAAAUACAUAUUGAUAUCAACAUUUUAUUUCCUUUUUGACACCAUAGAACACUUGCUGUUGGUGCUAAAAACUACAAGUUGGCAGUUACAGUAAAGAAUGAAGGAGAUGAUGCUUACAACGCAAAGUUGUUUGUAACAAUCCCUAAAGGAAUAAAAAUAGGAAAAAUCUUCAGUGUUGAUAAAGAAGUAAGCUGUUUGGCUCUUUCAGCCCUAAAAGUGCCUAGCGUCUAGUUUUCCUUACAGUAUCACCCCUGAAUCAUGCAUUAAGCUCCCAAGAAUAAACCCUAGAUUGAUAAACAAAUUCUCCUUGUCAGCACCUUGGAAAUAUAUAGAGAACAGUAUGGAGAAUACACAUACUGAUGUUUGGGUGUAAAGGAUUUUAAGAUUACAUAAACACUUAUCAUUUGCUCUGACAAAGGGCUGACACUUGAAAUCGUCAACUUUGGAACUCUUAUGUCUUGAUGGCCAAUUUAUGUUUUCUACUCUGACUGUUGAUAAUACUAAAUUACCUUGUUACACUCUCCCAAUGACACAGCACCACAGUUUCUUUAGAAACUUACCCCCUUUAAGCACUUAUCAGUGGAUAUGCUUGUUUUCUUUCAAGAUAUUUAAAGGAAAAGCUGUUGAAAUAACAACACUGGCCUCUAAUGACACCUUUGUGACUGUUAAGCUGAAUACUCCCUUCAAGAAGAAAGAGGUAUGGUGAUACUCAGUAUGCCGUGUGUCAGAUAUGAUCUUGACUAAACCAUUUAUUGUAGAGCUAUUUGGUGGUUUCCUUUGUUAUCAACCAAUCUUCAGAAUCUAGUUCCCAUCUCAUGAAAUGGUAAUAAGUCUUGAUAAGAAGCUGAUUAGAUUUAUUUAAUAACUAACUUGUUCUCGGACCUAAGAUUUUUAUUGGUGAGCUUUAAGUUUUGAGGCUGCAGCCUUUGAAAAAUCAUGGGAAAAACAUGAGCUGAUGGAUGAAGAAUCAUAGGAUUAGACAUUUGGUGGGUGAUAGUAAUGGACACAGGUUUUUAUUUUAACAACUGUGGUUUAUUUGUGUUUCAGCAACCAAUUCAAAUUGAUUUAGACACCUCAAGAUACAGUGACACUCCAGAUUUCCUGCCAAUAUAUCUUAGCACAAACAGGUGAGAAGGACUCAACAUUGUUACUGUCAGUGUUUUUUCUAUAAAGAGUCUUUUUUUUGUGAUAAUUAUUGUGUCAAUAACAAAAUGCUCAAAUAUGAGUGGUUCUUAUCAGCUCUCAUUUUUUGGCUUGAUACAACACAUGCAAAAAUUUCAGCAUGCUCAUUGGCUCAGAACACAUCAAUUAACCACAAACAGUGCAGAAAGUUGAAAUUGAGAGUUAAAAGUUGAAAUAGUAACUUACUGACAGGUUGGGUGAAUUUUUAUUGUUUUCUGUGCAGUACAAAUGAAGAGGACAGCAACACGUUAGCUGACAACUAUCGCUUUUUGAAUAUAUCUAUCAAGUCACAGGCAGACUUGGAAAUUAAUGGGUAAGUUACAAUUAUCAUCAUCAUUAAAGAUGGUGUGAGGAAAUUCUCAUUUAUCGCUUGAAAGUAUAUAAUUAGAUAUGGAUAAGGAAACGCUACUUGUCAAUCUGAUUUGGUAAUUUAUUUAUUCAUGAUAAUCAUGUUUUUAUCUGUUACAGUACAACAGUUGAAGAACAAGUUGCCUAUGGAGGCAAGGUUGUUGGUGAAAGUGCCAUGGUUAAUGCAGAAGACAUUGGUAAUGAGGUCAUUCACAAGUAUUUUGUAAGUACCUUAAUAUGUUUUGUAGUUUCAUUCAUGUCAGAAAACUGACCAUGCACAUGACCCUUCAUGGGAAUGUUUAUUGUGGUAUGACUAACCAUUUGUAGGAUCAUUAAACAGCUGUGUUUAAUUCACAAGAAUUUUAAUUUUUUCAUAUUUUUCUAUUGACCAUUAUUCAGUGAUCAUUGGUGUGGAGUAGAUUUCAGAAGCUGUAUCUUUCUCUCACUUGUGCUUUGUAAAUAGGAGAGUUUUUUUCCCUCUCUGGUUUUGUGUCAUGCAAUUCGCGUCUCUCCCCAGAAAACUGAAUACAUUUGAUGAUAUCAAAGGAACAGGCUAAGCAGAAAACUGGGAGCAAAUGUAAAAACUGGGUGCACAUGUAAAAACUAUAUGCAUAUGUAAAAACUGGAUGCACAUGUAAAGCUCUUCUUUAACUGCUCUGAUUGUUCCAUGUUUAAGAAUAAAAAUUUUCUCUUCUUUCCUAUUUUCUGUUCAAAGGAUCCUUGUACAAUUUUUUUGUUUGUUUCUAUGUUAACCAUCUGUUCAACUUACUGGUCAUAAUUUUAUUAGAAGCAGUUUGAUUAUUCAAUAUCUAUAACUUGAAUUUAUUUUAGGUGAAAAAUCGUGGUCCAGAUCCAGUUCCCCACACUGAAGUAAUAAUAGAAUGGCCUUUUGAAGCACCAAGUGGGAAACAUUUACUUUACCUCAUGAAUGUUAAGGUAAAUGUUUUCUACCUCAUUUUUUCUCAUUUAAGACUACUCACAUUAAUGUUUGUAGUCAGUGGGUCUUCAGCUAUUGAUCGCUUUUAAUUAGUCUUAAGAAUUAUUACUGCUCAUCUAUCGACCAUUCCUUCCUCCACCUCACCUUCCAGCAUUUGAUCAGGUUUCCCUGACAGGUUCCUGGCAGAGAGAGACCCUGAUAUAGUGAAGUGUUUCAUCCAAGACUACAUCUCAAUAACACUGGGUCGGGUCGUUCGAAAGGGGGUCAACAUCAAUGGAUUAACAGUUAACCUUGGCUUUAGUUGCUUGUGUAGAAGAGUGCAGGUUUUUUCAGGAUUAUAUCUUAGUAUGAAUUGAAACUAACAGGAAAAAACAUACAAAAGAAAAAUCCCUUUGCAAAGGUAUUAAAUUCAAUUAAAAGUUUACACUAAUCCUGUGUAAGAUUAAUUGUGUUUUGAACAACCCAGUGGUGGUCAUGCCCUAUGGUAACCUUCUGUCAUCAUGUCUCCUUAACUCAAGCUAGUAGAGGUGGUUUAAUGUUGUCAUGGUAUUUUCCCUUUUUAGGUUGAUGGAAAUAGGGCUUAUUGUGAGAAAAAACCUGGGCAACUGAAUAUGCUUGGUUUAAAGGUAAAUAACUGAAAAUCACUUCAUUUGCCCUUUCCAUAGUCUCGCAUCUUCUUAAUAUCAAGAUUGGUCAUUGUUAAAUGUCAGAUGUUGUGGGGUAUCAGGCUCUUGUUUGAGUUACAGGGGGAUUUUAAUAAACUGUUUGAGUUAGUGGGGUUCUACUGUAUUUAACUGAUUGUGAGUGAUGCUUGUCGAAAUCUUUCAGACAUCAUCUGGUGGCAGCUCAGGACAGCAACAGAAUGACACAUCAGUUGACGCAAUGGUAGAAAGACGAAGAAGGCGUGCAGUGGAAAAGACAGAAUCAAGUUCCAAAGUCAAAAGAGAAACUGACCCUAAGAAGCCAGAGAAGCUUCAGUCUGACCUGGUAAAUUUUCUACUAUACAUCUUUGCGUAAUGAUUGCUUUGUGAAGGUCUCCUAAAUAGUUUGGGGUGAAACUGUCAGCAUUUGUUUGAAAGCUAGCAAGUAAAGCAAUAACAUGAAUGCAAUAUGGUGUAAUCACUUUGACUUGGAACAUUUUUUUUUUGGGGGGGGGGGAGGUGCUGUAUGUUAUUACUAUACUCAGAGGGGAAACGUUUUUGCUUAAAAAUAAGAAAUUUAAUUACAUAAGAAUAAUCCUAAAAGGAGGAGAAUAUUCUCUUUGAUUAAUUCAAUAAUAGGUUAAGUAAUGGAAAUUAAGCCAGUGGAUUCUUCCAAUGCUAUAUGAACUCCUUAGAACAGUGGAAGGGAAAGGUUUGAAAAUGACACCUAGCUGAUAUUCUCUCUUGCCUGCUGAUUUUUUAGAACACCAUCUUAGUGUUGCUUCAAUUUUGACUACUUUAACUGAUUCAAAUAUCAAAAUCAACUUUCCUUAUUUAACCAGGAUAAUUAAGCAUUUGAUUUUCCUUUUUUAUAGGACUGCAAGUUAGGAUCUGCAAAGUGUACAAAUAUACAUUGCACUAUCAAAUUUUUGGAAGCUGGUGAUGAUGUGACAUUUACAGUUAUAUCUCGUCUUUGGAAUGGUACCAUGAUAGAGGUAGGCUACAGACAGUUCUUAUGUACUUUGAUGAUGAUUAUAUAUGAUACUACCCUCCACAUUCUAACAUCGGUAUGCACAUUCUCCAUAAUGUUCUCUGUACAUUUCCUAAGAUGCUGAAAAGGAGAAUUUGUGUGACAAUCAAGGGCUUUUUUAGUUGGUGAUCAUUUCCUGUAUUCUUAUGACCUGCCUUAAUGUGAUUCAGGUGUGAUAUUGUAAGGAGAAAUGAGAUGUUAGUCACUGUUAGGGAUCAAAGGGUUAAGAUACAUAUGUUUUGGUCGUCACUGUGUGAAAAUGCUGAGUUUCUGUGCAGUCUUCCAUCUUGUGUUUGGUAAAAAGUGUCAACGCUUAAAUUAUUGAAGACAGUGUGCCUGAUGACCAAAUGACUAUGGUAGUGUGAGGAACCCUACAGUUGUAAUAGCUUGCAGGGUAGUAUCAACACUGAUAACAGAGUAGUUGAGUUGGUAAGUAGGGAGGUAAACAGGGUUGCAUUAUACUUAUUUCAUUUUCUUUCACAGGAUUAUCAAGGUGAAUUGUUAAGAGUAAUAUCCCAUGCAAGUGUAAGAUCAACUAAUACUUUUGUACAAGAAACUAACAAGGAAAACAACAAAGCGCAGGUAAAUUAAACACUGUCUAAAAGUCAGCACACAAGCCUUGUAUUGCUUUUCUUCCUAUAUGAGGUGAUAUUCCACUACUCCCUACCCUCUCCCCUCCCCUCCCCCCCCCAGCAUUUCAUCUGACAGUUUGUUAUCACCCGUUCAUUCCCUGGAGUUAAGCAAAGUGUCAUGCUUAAGGACUUAACAAAAUGAAAAAGCUAGAGCUGGAAGUUUUGGAGUAACCUGAGGUGAUCUUCUGUUUUGUCGCUGCAAUAUUCAGAGUUCCCAUCAUUGCAACAAAAAAUCCAGCCUUUGAACCUAAAAACUUGGAUUAAGUUCACUGUUGAGGUUUUUUUGUUAGUAAGAGUUUUAUGCAUCAUUUUCUGUUGACUGUGACAGGAAUUGUGAUUUUCAGUGGUCAAUAUCACCCUGUUUCAUCAUCAUUCAAUGACUGUCAGCUCAUGGAAUUCACAUACUUGUUAUGUUUCAACCAUCCAGGUUGGUACUCAACUAAACCCAGAUGCCAAUGUUGCAGUUCCUUCAAAGGGUCUCCCCAAAUGGGUUAUACCAGUCUGUGUAGUUAGUGCUGUUCUUCUCUUGGUACUAAUAGUCUUUUGUCUGUACAAGGUAAGUGAGCAGGGCAUAACUGCUUUUCAUAUUUUAAUGAUAAUGAUAGUAAACUUAGUGUGAGAAUACAUGAAAGAGAAAAUUAAAGUUUGUGACACACUGCAUCUUGUAUAUUGCUGUCUCAGCAAGUUGAUGUGACCUUAUUUUCUCUCAGUCUGUGAUCAUAUGUACCUAUUUAAACCAGUUUGAAUUUGGGAAUGUUCCAGUGACAGAGACAAAAACUUUCUCAAAUUUCUCCAUUUUAGAUACAGAAAAGUACUGCUGAACUUUGCCACUUCCUUGAUUCUAAAACCCAGUGUAUAUAAGAUCAACACAGUGGCUGCAAUUGCUAGAACUAGUCAACCCUUUACACCCUAUCAUCAGUAUGCCAUUUUCCACACUGUUCUCUGUACAAUUGAUAAGAUGCUGACAAGGAGAAUGUGUUUAACAAUCAAGAGCUUUUUUAGUUGGUGAUCAUUUCCUUGGUUAUUGCGACCUUAAUGUUUGAUUCAGGGGUGAUAUUUAAGGAGAAAUUAGAAGCUGGUCACUCUUAGGGUUUAAAAGGCAAAAAAAAACCUACUAUUUGGCAACUGGACGAUUACAACAAAUAUGAUUUCUAGGAUAGCUAGACUUCAUGUCAUCUGAUGGUCAGUUCUCAUAUGAAUGCUAUCAGUGAUUCAGUGAUGUUGCGGUCCUUGCAUGCUGGGUUAACCUUUUAAAGUGGUUUUAUAUUCUUUUAAAUUGUAUAUCAAUUACAUUUCAUGCUUUUUUUUUCCUUUUUUUUUUUCAGCUUGGUUUUUUCAAGCGACAAAAGUUUGACAAGAAUAUUACUGACCCAGAAGAAGUUGACAGAAUGUUGGAUAAUGGCAAGGGAUACCAUGCUUAAAUUUGUUACAACAGACAGUAAUCUUCCUAAAGUAGACUAGAUUUGCAAACAAUAUGGACAGAGUUACAGAGGUGCAUGGGUACAACUUGUUUUGCAUUAUUACAGAAUGAGUUGGUUAGACCUCCAGACCAGUGGUGUUCAGCAACAGAAAGCUGUAUCACUCAUUCGGCUGAUGGUUGGGAACAAAUUCUAAGAGGGCCUGAACAUGUGAUCCUCUUUGUGUGCAUCAAGGGCUUGCCAAAAUCAAGUUUUCACUCAGACUGUUUUCUAGACUUAGAUGAUCAUCUAAUUUAUUGUUAUCUUGUUUGAUAACGGUUGUUUAUAAAUCCCUAUUUAAAGUUGGCAGGAGACAAAUUUCUGUCAUUUCAGUUACUAACAAGAACCAACUUUGCUAUAAGCUUAAAAGCACACAUCAGUUUGGACACUGCAUGUAGAAACAUUGAGCUUUUAAGACCUUUGAUGUGUAAAGGUGGUUUUAAGCACAUGCAAGUAUUAUGAUAUCAUAGUGCAAGGUGUUCAUUAAGAAAUGCAGUAUUAGAAAAAGUAUUCUCCACAUCUUGGUAGAAGGGCAUAGAAUCUUUGCUAGAAAAUUCCCUGAUCCCUGAUGGGUAGUAAAUACUAUGUAGUGAAAGCUACAAGAAGAGGCAGAAAUUCCAAGAAGCACAUAGGGCUGACUGAAUAUCAGUUGUGGUCAUAAUGGUGUUAUGACUCCUGGAUCAGCCUCAAACACCUGUGAGAUUCAUUCUUGUAGUAGAUACAAUCAGACAUUGGUUGAGAAGUAGUUAAUAAGAUGUAAAUUUUAACCUUAAAUCACAAGUACUUUUUUUUUAAUACAAAAUUACACUUUUAUUGGUAUAAUUCUUUGAACAUUUGGCUUGUCUUAAACCUUUAACCCAUCCCAACCCAACCUCCAGCUCGACUACUAGCUGAGAAGUUGGGUGAUAAAAGUAAAGACUGACUAAAGGAAACCAAUUUUUGUAUUUUUGUCUUGGCCAUUUUCUUUUCCUGAAUCAUUUGAUUUCUUUGGAUCCUUGAGUAUAAUUGGAGGGCUCAGAGCAAGAACGAUCCCUUGAUUUUUCAGCCAUUUUUGAAAGUGUCCACAUGCCAAAAUUCAACUACUUCUGAACACUUUCAAAAUGGCCAAAAAAUCAAGGGAUCAUUCUUGCUCUGAGCCCUCCAAUUAUCUGUUGGGCUAACCUCUCAGACAUUUUUUUUAGUCUCUUAGUUUUAGAACCUUUCUGUGUGAUUUUCCUUUGGAUGCCAUGUUUGCCCUCGGUGGUACAAGUAGUGUUAUGAAGAUAUGUGCUGCAGUGAUAACUAAUCUGGGGCAAAAUUAUAAAUUGUGUGAAAAUGGGGGAAAGGCAAUUCUUUUUUGAACAGCACCAUAAAUAGAUCAAUAGGUGAACAUAAUCAUUUUAAAUAAAGCAGAUGAAUAUAUAUUCAUUACUGCUUAUAAAGAGAGAAGAUUGUGACCAAUUUGAUUGGUUGCUAUACUUUAUUGCGGUAAUGUUAAUUUUUACUUGAUGCUACUGUAUUUUAUUUUUGACAUUUUUCUAAAGUUGUUUUUUCAUGGCAUUUGUUAAGGGUAGCUAGUUAAUGGGUACAUUUCUUUUGGCAUGGCAUAGAUUUUUGUAUGCUUAUCAUUACAAGGUGUCUAAAGGAGGAUGUUUAUACAAAGAGCUCAUUUUCAUUUUUUAUGCCUUUUGUUUGUCAGAAUAGACAGUAUGAAUGCUAAUUAAUUAUUUGCCUUAUUUUUACUGUAAUUAAAUAGCAUUUUCCUCCAAAGAAGAUGUAUUUUUCACAAGAUAACCAAACCACAUAUUGUUUGUAACUGUUAACAGUGUAUAUACCAGUAUCUUCUGUAUAUCCUCUAAAUUUUUUAUAACAUUUGUUUUAGAGUUUUUUUUUCAGUUUGAAUGAUGAAUCAAAGGAAGGGCAGUACAUGAGAGGUUAUAAUCAAUACCUAACUUUUUUCAAAAGUUAACAUUAAAGAAGCCACACUGUUUCAACCCUGUAACCCCUAAGAUCUGAUAAAGUCACUGCGAUUCUCCUUUCUGGUGACUAUACAGUUUUUUGUAAAAUAACUGUGCCAAUUUGUUGUUGUAUUACCAUAUGAUCCUCUAGAAAACGAAAUGGCAUUUUCUCUUCACUUGUUUGGUGGAUAUGUAUUGAAAUUGAGAUGAGAAGUUACAUAUUUUUCUCUUUCUGAGGUUUAAGGGCUUUGACAAAAACAAAAUGAAAAAUUGUGGGUUCACUGCACAAGAAUGCACUCAUUUGCAUAUUAGUGGUUGCUUAGAUAAGACUUAAAUGCUUUUUAAUGAAAACUCUGAC
Molecule: messenger RNA, 23929 nt
Organism: Pocillopora meandrina
Lineage: Eukaryota; Metazoa; Cnidaria; Anthozoa; Scleractinia; Pocilloporidae
Source: the annotation of a GenBank genome assembly